Molecule: messenger RNA, 700 nt
Organism: Aspergillus ibericus CBS 121593
Lineage: Eukaryota; Fungi; Ascomycota; Eurotiomycetes; Eurotiales; Aspergillaceae
Exons: 9
Coding region: 1-609 (202 amino acids)
Source: RefSeq, a predicted model, not a curated record
AUGAAGGUUUCAGUUGUCCUGUGUCUCUUUGCUGCCAGCAUGGCUGCUGCGAGCCCGACUGCCCGUGGUAAGCGUCAGCUCACCGAUACCUUGACUGAUGUUGGGGAUGGUGUUAACGCCCUGGUCGCUGGUCCCGAAUCCGGUCACGACAAGCGUCAACUGACCGAUACACUAACUGAUGUUGGAAAAGGUCUCAACGCCCUUUUGGGUGGUUCUGGUUCUGGCCGGGGCAAACGCCAACUGACGGAUACGGUGACUGAUGUUGUAGAUGGUGUGAAUGCACUUCUCGCGGGACAGGGCAGUGGCCGGGAUGGCAAUGGCCAGUCGGGCCACAACGGAAAUCAGGGUGGAGGCCUCGGGGGAGGCCUCGGAGGGGGUCCCGGUGAAGGCUCAGGCGAAGGCCUUGGGGGAGGCCUGGGUGGAGGCCUGGGUGGAGGCCUAAACGGAGACCACGGCGCCGGCGGAUAUGGAGGAUCAUCCGGGGGAUGGCCCGCGGAGGGUGGCAGUGGUGGUUUCGCGGGCGGCAAUGGCCCAUCCGGGGGCACGUUCGCAGCCGGAGGUUCCACCGGUGCCGGAGGCGGAGCCUGGGGGGCCGCGGGCACCCACUAGGGGAUCUCCCAGGAGUCCAGAUGUUCAGGGCAGAUGUGGCAGGAUGGUUCGGACCUGUCAGCGAGAUUUGGAGCAGUCCGCGGGAUAUAGG